AUGGAGUAUGAAUUUACACAUAAAAGAAAUAAUGUUAAAACCAAACUACAACUACCAAUUUAUUACCAAUUGGCUGUUUUAUUUCGAACUCAUAAUAAAACUAAGGUCCUUUGUACAGUUCAUUCAAUUGCUUAUAGAAUAGCUAUUUGUACAGAGUUAGUUAUAAAUGAUUAUUUAAAACUAGAUGGGAAUUUAUUUAAAGUAAGUGGUAAUACAAAUGAUGCUAUUUUAAAAGAAGUGGCUACUAGUAUAUCUUUAAUCACCAAUAAAAAUAAUUCUAUCACACCAAAACUAUUAGUAGCAAUUCUUAAUGGGGAAGUAGCUAAAUAUUCAAGUUUUACUAUAAAAAAAUUGAAAGAUAAAAUUUAUAACAAACUUAAGAAGGAUCAGGUGGUAAUUAAGAAACGUAAAAUAUUUUAUAUUUCUUCAAAAAUAGUACUAGUUGAUAAUGAUCUUUGGUUUAGAUUAUUUCAACUGAUUUUAGAAGAAAUUAAGUCUAAAAAAUUAAGUUUAAGAACAAUGAUCAUUUUGAUUUGUCUCAACUAUAUAAACAAAGGACAGGAUUUACUUAAUCAUUGUAAUGAGAAUGAUAAGAUUAAUGUUAAUACUGCCAUUAAUACAUGUAUAAACACUAUAAAGGAGUAUAAUGGUACUGAUAAAGAGAGAUUGGUAUAUCAGUUUCUAAAACUUUUGAUAAUUAAAUAA
Molecule: messenger RNA, 705 nt
Organism: Hepatospora eriocheir
Lineage: Eukaryota; Fungi; Microsporidia; Hepatosporidae
Source: the annotation of a GenBank genome assembly